Molecule: messenger RNA, 3115 nt
Organism: Salarias fasciatus (jewelled blenny)
Lineage: Eukaryota; Metazoa; Chordata; Actinopteri; Blenniiformes; Blenniidae
Exons: 11
Coding region: 154-1632 (492 amino acids)
Biological process (GO): intracellular signal transduction; cell redox homeostasis
Molecular function (GO): electron transfer activity
Source: RefSeq, a predicted model, not a curated record
GCGCAGCGCUGCUCAGCUCAGGAAACCUGGCUCCUUAUUUCACCUGCUACAUAAACCUGAUUUAUCGACAUGUUCUAGGUAUCACUUGGAGCGGAUAAUUUCUGCGCGUAUACAUUCUACUCCUGUGGAAACAAGGGAGCUAAACCUCAAGAGAUGGAGGAGUUUGAGAGUGGUGCUCGAGGCCGGGUGACCAUAUACUCCAUCCAGGGUUGCCCACACUGUGUACAGGCAAAGGCCACCCUGGGACGGCUGGGAGUACCGGUGUGUGACGUCGACAUCGGUACGCAUUCAGAGCUGAGGGCGAAGGUGAAGGAGCUGACGGGACGCAGCACAGUACCCCAGAUAUUCUUCAACAACGUUCAUGUCGGCGGAAACGACGAGCUGCAGAAACUGGCCCCUGAGGAGCUGCAGAGGCUGGUGAAUCUAGUGAAAGAUGAGCCUCUUCCAGUAGAUGCUCCACCGCUGCCACAGAAUACUGAGUCAGAGGAUACAGCUGGGGAGAAUGACGGAGCGUUUAACUGUGAGCAAGAUGAGUUGGCCCCCCUGGUACAGGACAUCAAACAUGGAGGUGUGAUUGGCAGUCAGAGGAGGGGACUGACCUUACACAGGAAGAGCUUCUCAGGCAGUCAGCUGGUUGACUGGCUGCAGAAAGAGAAGGGCAUGGGCAGGGCUGAGGCCUUUAACACUGGCCGGGCACUGUUGCAGAGAAAGUACAUGGUGAGUGUGCAUGGCUCUGGGAAGCAGGAUGGAAGUUUUGAUGAAGAAAAAGGCGCCAUGGACACUUUGUACAGGCUGCUGGAGGACGACCCUCACUCAGCCCUCAACGCAGGACAGACUGCAUCCUGCAGCCCCGUUCAGGCGUCUGAGCUGUCCCUGAUUUUACGGGAGCUGAUUCUGAAGCUGUUUUCGGAGCAUCUCUCCGCCGAUGGCAAGUCUGUGGACUACAAAGGCAUGUCGGCGAGCCCGGCGUUUGAACGCUACUGCGAGCUCGCCAUCCAGCUGCAGAGGGUGGAGCUGCUGUCACUGAGCCGGGAGGAGAAGCUGGCCUUCUUCAUCAACAUCUACAACGCCUUAGUCAUCCACGGGUACCUGCGUCUGGGGGCGCCCACCAACAUGUGGCAGAGAUACAGAUUCUUCAAUUACGUGAGCUACCUGAUUGGAGGAGAAGUGUUCACGCUGCAGGACAUUGAGAACGGCGUCCUCAGAGGGAACAGAAAAGGCAUUGCGCAGCUUCGAAGACCCUUCUCCAAAACGGACCCGCGACUCCAGGUGGCGCUUCCAGACGCCGAGCCAUUGAUUCACUUUGCCUUGAACUGUGGGGCGAAGGGCUGCCCUCCCAUUAAAACCUACAGCCCGCAGGAUAUCGACGGCCAGCUCCGCACCGCAGCCGAGGCCUUCCUGGAGAACGAUGACGCCUGCAUGGUGGAUUCUGGGAAGAGGGAAGUGCGACUCAGUCAGAUUUUCAAGUGGUACAAGGCGGACUUUGGAGGCACUGAUGAGAAGCUGCUGAACUGGGUGCUGGAGCACAUGGGGGACUCUCCCAAGAAGACCAGCCUCCAGGGCGUGCUCUCCGCCGGGAAGACCAAAGUCAGCUUCCUCCCGUACGACUGGACGACCAACAGCAGCCACUGAGCAUGCGGACACGUGCACGCCCCGCUAUAUCUUUUAAUAUCUCUUCACUUUCUACUGAGCUGCUUCCUCUGGUGAUGAAGUGUCGUCGCCCCCCCCCAUAAAAACGUGUUAAUGCAAACAAGCUGUCUGCCCCGGGGAGGAUUCCAGGGGAACAUUUGCACUGUAUCAUAGAGUCAUACCUCUGUUGUAGGCUUUUUUUUUUUUUUAGCUAUAAGGUCCUACUGUAAACCUCUAUUCAGUCUUUGGUUGUCAUCAAAGUGAGAGUGCUGGCGUGUUUUAUCAGUAAUAAUAAGGAGGGAAGAGCAAUUUGCACUUAAAAUUCCAGCAGCCUAAUCAACAGCAUAUAAUGCAUGUUAAGCAUUACUGACUUUAGCGAUCAUCCAGGCCUCCGUGCUCUCCGGUCAGCGUCUCAGGAGUCAUACGUCAUCGCCGCCCCUUCCCAAGUAACGCUGGGAGGGGUUGUAUCAUGCGGCCCAGUUAAUCAGCAGACAGAGAUCAAAACCCGAUCCCCACAGGCUGCCUUGACAAGCCAUAUCGAUACCUUCUGAACUUACGAACUAACUUACCUUUGUGAAGCACACUGCAGCCUAAACAUCAGAUUUUUAACCCUACAUAUGUGAACAAGUUAAUGUGACGUUUUAUACGAAAACAACCGCCGCUGGUUGUCCCUCACACACUGGAUCUGAAACAGGAGAAUCUGAGUUUGGUGUGAAAGAGGUGUUUGGUUUGGACGUGAUUCCAGCUUGGUCUGGGUUGGUGUGCGGUGAGAUAUUUAAUCUGUUGAGGGGAGCGUGUCGCUGCGAGCGCAGAACUCGCCAUCCUAAUGAAAAAAGGAGCUCACUGUGUGCUUCCUGUUUAUAAAACUUGGAUCUUUGACGUUCUCAGAUGUGUUUGUAGUGUUCUGAUCAGAUCAGGUUUCUCUGUGUGUGACCACUCCACCCGUUUCUAUCCAGGUCUUCCAUUACGAAUUGGAAAAGUGCUACAGCUGAUCUGAGUUCAGUCGAGAAGUGAAAUGAUCCGUUGGAUCAGAAUUAGACUCAUCCGGGAUGCACUCUGACACUUUGCAUGCUUUUAUCACCAACUUUGGAGAAACUACUGAGACACAUUUGUACUUUUUCACUCAUCAAAAUGCUCACUUUUUGGUCUGUGUCUGACUUAAAUGCUUAAAAAAGUAUAAUCAUAGGUUCAUGUUUAAUCCCCCCAAUAAGUUUGUACUUUGCCAAGAUCGAGAUUCAGUUCCUUUCGAUAGCAUUCUUUUUUUUUUUUGCAUUUAUCGUGCCUGUCAAACAUGUUGUGUCUUUUCCAUAAUUUAGCAUUUACUUCUCUCAGGUCAAUGCAAAAUUUGAACUACUGAAAAACUAUAAUCCAGGUGGUCCGAUGUCGUCGCUGCACUGUAUGCUGCAUGUCAUUCUCUGACCCCGCCGCCAGUUUCCUGUCGGUUCUGUCUGGUUCGUGUGUUUGCAGAGCGUCUCCAGUGUGAACG